Messenger RNA from Nelumbo nucifera (sacred lotus), 921 nucleotides. RefSeq names its product dolichol-phosphate mannose synthase subunit 2-like. NCBI's taxonomy places the organism in Eukaryota, Viridiplantae, Streptophyta, Magnoliopsida, Proteales, Nelumbonaceae. Gene Ontology annotation, biological process: GPI anchor biosynthetic process; dolichol phosphate mannose biosynthetic process. The record is from RefSeq and is a predicted model, not a curated record. Gene Ontology annotation, molecular function: enzyme regulator activity. Gene Ontology annotation, cellular component: dolichol-phosphate-mannose synthase complex; endoplasmic reticulum membrane.
GAAACCAGCAGCGGUAGCCCUUUCAGCUCCGGCGUUUCCUCUCCCCUCUCUAGUUGCCUCCUCUCCCAUUCACUCCCUCGGUCCCUCCCUCUCAUUCUCUCUCUCCGACGAGAUAAAUCAAGCGAGAACCGCUGUUCAUCGUCUUCAACCUCUUGACAGAGGCGGUGAAUCAGUGGCGAUUCUCUCCCCUCCGGCCUCUCUCCUCUUCCAUUUCGUCAACCUCUGCGCUCCUCUCUCUUUCUCCUCAAUCCCCUAUUCUUUUUAAUGUAUCUCCACCACUGAACCACCGAUCACCAUUGGUCACCACUGUCGACUGAAGAAAUCAGACUACGGUACCCCCUGUUGCAUCAUUUGAAUUUCGGCCAACAUCUCAACUCAGGUGAAGACUAUAAAUAACACCAUGGAGUUGGCAGACAGGGCAGUAGGGUUUCUGUUAUCUGUUAUCAGCUUAUCUAUAUUCACUUAUUAUACAUUUUGGGUCAUCAUCCUGCCCUUUGUAGACGGUGAUCAUUUUAUCCACAAGUACUUUCUCCCUCGAGAAUAUGCUAUAUUGAUACCUGUGGUUGCUGGUGUGGCACUUCUCUGCUUCUUAUGUGCCUUUAUUGGACUUGUGAUGCUUAAAUCGAAAAAGAAGGCUUGAGGAAUUUACAAUUUCCUUCCUCGUUAACUAACAUGAGCCUGGAUUAUUUAUUUCUGGUUGGUUGUAUACAUAUCGUAGCUGCUUUGAAGUGAUAACAGAUUACACAUUUUAUAUUCUUUGUCAAUUAUUGACACCCUGCUAUUUCUGUUCCUUUGAGACAUUAAAUCUUAAAUUUGCCCUUGUGGUUUUUGAUAUUUAGCUUGUUGCCUUGUUGGUGCAUGAAUUGGAUAUGAUUGUAAUUUGUGAAGUUGUUCUUGUAAAGAGGAAAAUCUUUCACCCAA